AUUCAUUACCACUUAUCUCACAUGGAAAGAAGCAUAUUCACAUUUCUUGUCCCACAAGUACCUUCAAAAUAACCUUUCUUUAUCUCUACUCAAGGAACUUCAAAGUAAGCCUGACAACUUCAUCAUCUUCUUAUACCACUUCUUGAUUUAUCUCUAAGAACCAAACAUAAGCCAAAACCUAGGAGAGAAAAUGGGAGACCAAGGAGUGCAACAGAUGCAGCAACCUGUUGUAGUGUAUCCAACCGCAUACACUAAACAGUAUCCAUAUCAAUCCUCUUCGUCUUCAUCUUCCUCUGGCUCUCGCGGUUCUUUUGGUACGGUCUUCAUAGUCCUAGCCGUAAUCCUUGUCUUGUCAGUUCUGGCUUGUGUCUUCGGGAGGCUAUGCAACCGUGAGGCUAAGCAGCACCACAGCAAGCAACCAAAAGGGUCGUCUAAGAAGAGCCGUGAGAUUCGGCCUGUGGACCGUGAGCCAAGGGAGAGAGGUGAUUUGGAGUUUGGGUUGGACAUGAAACGCCCUGAGAAUGUUGAGAAACCCUCUCGAAGAGAUCAGGGUGAUGAUAUAGAAUUGGGGUUUGAUAACAAGAGAGAAGAAAGAGGAAGAGGGGGUCCACCUCCUCCUCCCGUUAUCAAACAUGGAGUGAGGUUCAAGUUACCGGAAAAUGGAGACCAUCAUGCUAAAGGUGAAGUCAGACGUGGAGGUCCUGACUUUGAGUUCCGACCAAGACACUAAUUAUCUUGUUUUGUCCAAAAACAAACCACUUAUGCUUAUUAUAUCUUAACUGCUUUAUUUCGUUUCUUGUUUGUGUUUUUUUUUCUUUUCUAGAUUGAUUUUAUGGGUAUGGAACUUAGAGCUGAAGCUAUCAAACUUCUAAGUCUCUUGGUGUGAUAUAUACAGCAUUUUCUAUGUAAAU
Messenger RNA from Brassica oleracea var. oleracea, 911 nucleotides. RefSeq lists its product as uncharacterized. Bases 191 to 730 code for a protein of 179 amino acids. NCBI's taxonomy places the organism in Eukaryota, Viridiplantae, Streptophyta, Magnoliopsida, Brassicales, Brassicaceae. The transcript has a single exon. The record is from RefSeq and is a predicted model, not a curated record.